GCGCCUCUGGCGCUACGGGCUGGGCAAGAUGGCGGCUUUCGGGAUCUUGAGCUACGAACACCGGCCGCUGAAGCGGCCGCGGCUGGGGCCUCCCGAUGUGUACCCUCAAGAUCCCAAACAGAAGGAGGAUGAGCUGACAGCUUUGAAUGUCAAACAAGGUUUCAAUAAUCAGCCUGCUGUCUCUGGUGAUGAACAUGGUAGUGCCAAGAACGUCAACUUCAAUCCUGCCAAGAUCAGUUCCAACUUCAGCAGCAUCAUUGCAGAGAAGUUGCGUUGUAACACCCUGCCUGACACUGGUCGAAGGAAGUCCCAAGUGAACCAAAAGGACAACUUCUGGCUGGUGACUGCACGAUCCCAGAGUGCCAUUAACACCUGGUUUACUGACCUGGCUGGCACUAAGCCACUCACACAACUAGCUAAAAAGGUCCCAAUUUUCAGUAAGAAAGAAGAAGUGUUUGGAUACUUAGCCAAAUACACAGUACCUGUGAUGCGGGCUGCCUGGCUCAUUAAGAUGACCUGUGCCUACUAUGCAGCAAUCAAUGAGACCAAGGUUAAGAAACGAAAUAUCGUUGACCCCUUCACGGAAUGGACUCAGAUCAUCACUAAGUAUCUAUGGGAACAGCUCCAGAAGAUGUCUGAAUACUAUCGGCCAGGGCCUUCAGGAAGUAGCAGCUGUGCUUCCACUAUUGGACCUUUGCCCCAUGAUGUAGAGGUGGCAAUCCGGCAGUGGGAUUACAAUGAAAAGCUGGCCAUGUUCAUGUUUCAGGAUGGAAUGCUGGACAGGCAUGAGUUCCUCACCUGGGUACUGGAGUGUUUUGAGAAACUUCGCCCCGGGGAAGAUGAAUUGCUUAAACUGCUAUUGCCCCUACUACUUCGGUACUCUGGGGAAUUUGUUCAGUCUGCAUACCUCUCCCGCCGCCUUGCCUACUUUUGUACCCGGAGACUGGCCUUGCAACUGGAUGGCAUGAGCAGCCACUCAUCUCAUGUUAUGUCUGCCCAGUCAACGAGCACGCUGCCUACCACCCCAGCUCCUCAGCCCCCAGCCACCAGCACACCGUCUACACCCUUUAGUGACCUCCUUAUGUGCCCUCAGCACCGGCCUCUGGUUUUUGGCCUCAGCUGUAUCCUCCAAACCAUUCUCCUCUGUUGUCCUAGUGCCCUGGUUUGGCACUAUUCACUGACGGAUAGCCGAAUUAAGACUGGCUCACCGCUUGAUCACCUGCCUAUUGCCCCUUCCAACCUGCCCAUGCCUGAAGGCAAUAGUGCGUUCACUCAGCAGGUCCGUGCAAAAUUGCGGGAGAUUGAGCAGCAGAUCAAGGAGCGAGGACAGGCAGUUGAAGUCCGCUGGUCUUUCGAUAAGUGCCAGGAAGCCACUGCAGGCUUUACCAUUGGCCGGGUGCUUCACACUUUGGAAGUGCUGGACAGCCACAGUUUUGAGCGCUCUGACUUCAGCAACUCUCUUGACUCUCUUUGUAACCGAAUUUUUGGAUUGGGACCUAGUAAAGAUGGGCAUGAGAUCUCCUCAGAUGAUGAUGCCGUGGUGUCGCUACUUUGUGAAUGGGCCGUCAGCUGCAAGCGUUCUGGUCGGCAUCGUGCUAUGGUGGUAGCCAAGCUCCUGGAGAAGAGACAGGCGGAGAUUGAAGCCGAGCGUUGUGGAGAAUCAGAAGCCGCAGAUGAAAAGGGUUCCAUCGCCUCUGGCUCCCUCGCUGCUCCUAGUGCUCCGAUUUUCCAGGAGGUCCUCUUGCAGUUUCUGGAUACGCAAGCACCCAUGCUGACGGACCCCCGAAGUGAGAGUGAGCGGGUUGAAUUCUUUAACUUGGUACUGUUAUUCUGUGAACUCAUCCGACACGAUGUAUUCUCCCACAACAUGUAUACUUGUACCCUCAUCUCCCGAGGGGAUCUUGCCUUUGGAGCCCCUGGUCCCCGGCCUCCCUCUCCCUUUGAUGACCCUGCUGAUGAUCCAGAGCGGAAGGAGGCUGAGGGCAGCAGCAGUAGCAAGCUUGAGGAUCCAGGGCUCUCUGAAUCUAUGGACAUUGACCCUAGUUCCAGUGUGCUCUUUGAAGACAUGGAGAAGCCUGACUUCUCAUUGUUCUCCCCUACUAUGCCUUGUGAAGGGAAGGGUAGCCCAUCCCCAGAGAAACCAGAUGUUGACAAGGAAGUGAAGCCCCAUCCCAAGGAGAAGAUAGAAGGAACCCUGGGCAUUCUUUACGACCAGCCACGACAUGUGCAGUAUGCCACACACUUUCCCAUUCCCCAGGAGGAGUCUUGCAGCCAUGAGUGCAACCAGCGGUUGGUCGUACUAUUUGGGGUGGGAAAGCAGCGAGAUGAUGCCCGCCAUGCCAUCAAGAAAAUUACCAAGGAUAUCCUGAAGGUCCUGAACCGCAAGGGGACAGCAGAAACUGACCAGCUUGCUCCUAUUGUGCCUCUGAAUCCUGGAGACCUGACAUUCUUAGGUGGGGAGGAUGGGCAGAAGCGGAGGCGCAACCGACCUGAAGCCUUCCCCACUGCUGAAGAUAUCUUUGCUAAGUUCCAGCACCUUUCCCAUUAUGACCAACACCAGGUCACGGCUCAGGUCUCCCGGAAUGUUCUGGAGCAGAUCACAAGCUUCGCCCUUGGCAUGUCCUACCACUUGCCUUUGGUGCAGCAUGUGCAGUUCAUCUUCGAUCUCAUGGAGUACUCACUCAGCAUCAGUGGCCUCAUCGAUUUUGCCAUUCAGCUGCUGAAUGAACUGAGUGUAGUUGAGGCUGAGCUGCUUCUCAAAUCCUCGGAUCUGGUGGGCAGCUACACAACCAGCCUGUGCCUGUGCAUUGUGGCUGUCCUGCGGCACUAUCAUGCCUGCCUCAUCCUCAAUCAGGACCAGAUGGCACAAGUCUUUGAGGGGCUGUGCGGUGUAGUAAAGCACGGGAUGAACCGGUCAGAUGGCUCCUCUGCAGAACGCUGUAUCCUAGCAUAUCUCUAUGAUUUGUACACCUCAUGUAGCCACUUAAAGAGCAAAUUUGGGGAGCUCUUCAGUGACUUUUGCUCAAAGGUGAAAAACACCAUCUACUGCAACGUGGAGCCGUCAGAAUCAAAUAUGCGGUGGGCACCUGAGUUCAUGAUUGACACUCUGGAGAACCCUGCCGCCCACACCUUCACCUACACUGGUCUAGGCAAGAGUCUUAGUGAGAACCCUGCAAACCGCUACAGCUUUGUCUGUAAUGCCCUUAUGCACGUGUGUGUGGGGCACCACGAUCCUGAUAGGGUGAAUGACAUCGCAAUCCUGUGUGCAGAGCUGACCGGCUAUUGCAAGUCCUUGAGUGCUGAGUGGCUAGGAGUGCUGAAGGCCUUGUGCUGCUCCUCUAACAAUGGCACUUGUGGUUUCAACGACCUCCUCUGUAACGUAGAUGUCAGUGACCUGUCUUUUCAUGACUCCUUGGCUACUUUUGUGGCCAUCCUCAUUGCUCGACAGUGUUUGCUCUUAGAAGAUCUGAUUCGCUGUGCUGCCAUCCCGUCACUUCUUAAUGCUGCUUGUAGUGAACAGGACUCUGAGCCAGGAGCCCGGCUGACCUGCCGCAUCCUCCUCCAUCUGUUCAAGACACCACAACUCAACCCUUGCCAGUCUGAUGGAACUCCCUCCCCAGAUAAACCUACGGUAGGAAUCCGCUCCUCCUGUGAUCGCCACCUGCUGGCUGCCUCCCAGAACCGCAUCGUAGAUGGAGCUGUGUUUGCUGUUCUCAAGGCUGUGUUUGUACUUGGGGAUGCUGAGCUGAAGGGUUCCGGCUUUACUGUGACAGGUGGAACGGAAGAACUUCCAGAGGAGGAGGGAGGAGGUGGCGGUGGUGGUAGUCGAAGGCAGGGGUGCCGCAACAUCUCUGUGGAGACGGCCAGUCUGGAUGUCUAUGCCAAGUAUGUGCUGCGCAGCAUCUGCCAGCAGUCCCCUGAUUAUCAGCUUCCUCAGGAAUGGGUAGGAGAACGUUGCCUUAAGUCGCUGUGUGAGGACAGCAAUGACCUACAGGACCCGGUGUUGAGUAGUGCCCAGGCCCAGCGCCUCAUGCAGCUCAUCUGCUACCCACAUCGAUUGCUGGACAAUGAGGAUGGGGAAAACCCCCAGCGCCAACGCAUUAAGCGUAUUCUCCAGAACCUGGACCAGUGGACCAUGCGCCAGUCUUCCUUGGAGCUGCAGCUUAUGAUCAAGCAGACCCCUAACAAUGAGAUGAACUCGCUCUUAGAGAACAUUGCCAAAGCUACAAUUGAGGUUUUCCAACAGUCAGCAGAAACAGGGUCAUCUUCGGGAAGUGCCGCAAGCAACAUGUCCAGCAGCAGCAAGAGCAAGCCUGUGCUCAGUUCCCUGGAACGCUCUGGUGUUUGGCUGGUGGCUCCCCUCAUUGCUAAAUUGCCCACCUCAGUCCAGGGGCAUGUGUUGAAGGCUGCGGGGGAAGAAUUGGAGAAGGGUCAGCACCUGGGUUCUUCUUCCCGCAAAGAACGGGAUCGGCAAAAGCAAAAGAGCAUGUCCUUAUUGAGCCAGCAGCCCUUCUUAUCCCUGGUGCUGACUUGUCUAAAAGGACAGGAUGAGCAACGUGAAGGACUCCUUACCUCCCUCUACAGCCAGGUGCACCAGAUUGUGAAUAAUUGGCGAGAUGACCAGUACUUAGAUGAUUGCAAACCAAAGCAGUUAAUGCAUGAGGCACUCAAACUGCGGCUCAACCUGGUAGGGGGCAUGUUUGACACAGUGCAGCGCAGCACCCAGCAGACAACAGAGUGGGCUGUCCUCCUGCUAGAGAUCAUCAUCAGUGGCACCGUCGACAUGCAGUCCAACAAUGAGCUCUUCACUACAGUAUUGGACAUGCUGAGUGUACUCAUCAAUGGGACACUGGCUGCUGACAUGUCUAGUAUCUCUCAAGGCAGCAUGGAGGAAAACAAACGUGCUUAUAUGAACCUGGUGAAGAAGCUGCAGAAGGAGUUGGGGGAACGCCAGUCGGACAGUCUGGAAAAGGUUCGCCAGCUGCUACCAUUGCCUAAGCAGACACGAGAUGUCAUCACAUGUGAGCCACAGGGCUCCCUUAUUGACACCAAGGGCAACAAGAUUGCUGGCUUUGAUUCCAUCUUCAAGAAAGAGGGUCUACAGGUUUCCACCAAACAAAAGCUCUCUCCCUGGGAUCUUUUUGAGGGAUUGAAGCCGUCAGCACCCCUCUCUUGGGGCUGGUUUGGAACGGUCCGGGUCGACCGGCGAGUUGCUCGAGGAGAAGAGCAGCAACGGCUGCUGCUCUAUCACACCCACUUGAGACCCCGACCCCGGGCCUAUUAUCUGGAGCCAUUGCCUCUGCCGCCAGAAGAUGAGGAACCCCCUGCUCCCACACUCUUGGAACCUGAGAAAAAGGCUCCAGAGCCCCCUAAAACUGACAAACCUGGCGCCGCUCCACCCACGACUGAGGAACGCAAGAAGAAAUCCACCAAAGGCAAGAAACGUAGCCAGCCAGCCCCCAAGACAGAGGACUAUGGCAUGGGCCCAUGUCGGAGUGGCCCCUAUGGUGUGGCAGUGCCCGCAGACCUCCUACAUCACCCCGCUUCUGGCUCUAUAUCCCAUCUUAGCUACAGGCAGGGUCCCAUAGGCCUGUAUACCCAAAACCAGCCACUUCCUGCAGGUGGCCCUCGGGUGGACCCAUACCGCCCUGUGCGAUUACCAAUGCAGAAGUUGCCAGCCCGACCAACUUACCCUGGAGUGCUGCCUACAGCCAUGCCUGGUGUCGUGGGAUUAGAUCCCUCUUAUAAGGCUUCCGUGUACCGACAGCAACAACCUACAGUGCCUCAAGGACAGCGCCUCCGCCAACAACUCCAGGCAAAGAUACAGAGUCAGGGGAUGUUGGGACAGUCAUCUGUCCAUCAGAUGACUCCCGGCUCUUCCUAUGGCUUGCAGACCUCCCAGGGCUACACUCCUUAUAGUUCUCAUGUGGGAUUACAACAACACGCAGGCCCCGCAGGUACCAUGGUGCCCCCCAGCUACUCCAGUCAGCCUUAUCAGAGCACCCAUCCUUCUACCAACCCUACUCUUGUAGAUCCUACUCGCCACCUGCAACAACGGCCCAGUGGCUAUGUGCACCAGCAGGCCCCAACCUAUGGACAUGGACUGGCCACUCAAAGAUUUUCACACCAGACACUGCAACAAACACCCAUGAUAGGUACCAUGGCUCCACUGAGUGCCCAGGGAGUCCAAGCAGGCGUCCGGUCAACUGCCAUCUUGCCUGAGCAGCAACAGCAGCAGCAGCAACAACAGCAGCAGCAGCAGCAGCAGCAACAGCAGCAGCAGCAGCAGCAGCAACAGCAGCAGCAGCAGCAGCCGCCACCACAGCAGCCGCCACAGCAGCAGCAGCCACAGCAGCAGCAGCCACAGCAACACCAGCAACAGCAGCAGACAGCCCCUCCCCAGCCCCAGCCCCAGCCCCAGUCCCAGCCCCAGUUCCAGCGCCAGGGCCUUCAGCAGACCCAGCAGCAGCAACAGACAGCAGCGUUGGUCAGGCAACUCCAACAACAGCUCUCCAAUACCCAGCCACAGCCCAAUACCAACAUAUUUGGACGCUUCUGAGCCACCUGGAGGAACUGCUUGUGCACGGGAUGUGGCCCUACCCUUUCCGCUUAAUUCCCAGUCUUUUUUUCCUCUUAAUUCCCAGUCCCCUUCCCAGGCUAGCACCCGUGGUGGUUGGGACCCUUCCCUCAGGUUCCAUUUUUAAUAAGUUUUAGUAUUUUUGUUAAUGUGAGGCAUUGAGCUGUUGGGUUUUGUAUAUUAUUUAUAUAGAGACCCCAGAGCUGUUGCACCCAAUACACAGAGCUGCUUUGCAAAGGAAGUGUGUGAGUCCUGCAUGUCUGGGAAGGGUGGGGUUUGGGGAGAGUGUUGGGGGCUAGACCAACAAGUCAGAGCCUCCCUUCUAUUCAGAUCAUCUCUGUUUAUCUACCUCCACCGUAGUUUCCUAACUCUUAAUUAGAUUGAUAUUCGCUCUCCUCUUCUCCAACCUGGCAACAUAUAGGCCCUUGGGUGUCAGCUAAAUGUGGCCACUUCUUUACAGUUUUACUCCAUGGGGGAAUAUUCCACUGAAGUUGGGGAGGGGGGCCACGGGGCCUGAAGAAGAACAAUGGAAUUUGAUUUUCCUUCAACACAACCCAAGUGCUGGUCCUUGAACAGGCUAAAAGGGGAUGGUGACGGACACUGCCUUACCCUUUUUGCCGUCCUGUAUGGUCCCCAUCCUACACCAAGCUACAUUUUUUUCAUAGGACAGUGAACGUCCCUGAGAGUCCCAUUUCUAGGAGGAAACAUGGCUCUCCAUUGGCAAGUGUCAUUAUGGAAUAGGUGCCGGGAGGGGGGUUAUGGUUCUAGGAGGAAGAAAGACCAGUUAAAAUUGGAAGUACCCUUUUCCCUCUCUGCCCUGUUGGCUGGAGCUGCUUGGUACACAUGACCCACUUGGGCAGUUACCCAAGGAUAAGGAUUGCUUACCCCCCAUUUUCCAGUAAGGAAAAUUCAAAACAAUUUCUCCAAAGUUGUAUUUGGAGCUGUGGUAGAGCCAUUCUCAGUCUCCUGUGUCUUGAGGUUUUGAGUCCUAGACCCAAGGCUAUGCAGUAUCCAACUGGUUUACUGUAAGGGGAUCUUCUGACAGCUAUGUGGGCAGGUAGGUGGUACAGGAUUAUUUAACAAAUUAAGGAUAAUGUCUGAACCUAGUUGAGCACUCUAUCAUUGGCAAGGGUGCUGCUCAAACCAAGACCACCAGUUAGUACCCAAGUUAUAAAGAAUACAAAAUAAAAUCGAUCUCUCUUGAGCUUCUCCAAGCCCUCCUAUGAGGCUUACCAAGUUUAACAGUUGUAUGUGCAAGGAAUAGAACUCCGUGACGCAAACAUUACUAAAGCUUUCUUGUGA
This is a messenger RNA of Echinops telfairi (small Madagascar hedgehog), 7879 nucleotides long. It is a transcript of the gene MED12, whose product is annotated as mediator complex subunit 12. The transcript is spliced from 45 exons. Bases 29 to 6559 code for a protein of 2176 amino acids. The record is from RefSeq and is a predicted model, not a curated record. Gene Ontology annotation, cellular component: mediator complex. Gene Ontology annotation, molecular function: beta-catenin binding; transcription coactivator activity. Lineage: Eukaryota; Metazoa; Chordata; Mammalia; Afrosoricida; Tenrecidae. Gene Ontology annotation, biological process: regulation of transcription by RNA polymerase II.